ACGAACAUACGGAAAAUGGCUUUUUUUGAUGGUAGUCUGCUUCACUGUUUUCCUCAUGUUUCAAUACACCUCACAGGAUAUUGAGCACCUAGACACGCUACAGACAGAUAACACAUUACCCAGAUUACAACCAUUUAAAACAGAAGCUUCACAAGUCAGUGUUAUGGACUCGUGUAUGGAGAUAAAACUUGAUAAUAAUAAUAAAGCAGACAUUCAGAUUUCCUCCUUGGUAGAAGAGUUAGAUUUUCACCUUGACCACGGAGGGCACAACCAGACCUCAUUUCCAGACUUGCAGCCUUUACCAAACUCACAAAAUUUGAGAGUAUUUCUUAUUCCGCAUUCGCACUGCGACCCAGGCUGGCUGGAAACUUAUACUAAAUACUACGAGAAUAAAGUGCGAUAUAUAUUGUCUUGGCUGUACAUAUUUGCUAUGGAGCAUUCUGACUUCAAGUUCAUUUAUGCAGAGGUGUCGUUCUUCAAGUUGUGGUGGGAGGAGCAGGAUGUGGACGUUAAACUGGACAUGAGAAGGUUAGCACAGGAGGGUAGGUUUGAGUUUGUACAAGGAGGAUGGGUGCAGAAUGACGAAGCUAAUACGCAUUACUUUGCUAUUUUCAAUCAAAUGUUGGACGGUCACGACUGGUUAAAGAAGAACAUACCAGAGGCGAUGCCAAAGUCGGGUUGGGCCAUUGAUCCGUUUGGUUUGUCUCCUACAAUGGGCUAUGUUAACAAACUGUUCGGACUUACUGGAAUGCACAUCCAGAGGGUGCACUAUGCUGUUAAGAACCAUCUGGCACAAACUAAGAAUUUAGAUUUCAGAUGGAGGCAAUCCUGGGAUUCUGAGGGAGUGACAGAUAUGCUGACUCACCUGGGCCCUUUCGUGUCGUACGGACAACAACACUCCUGCGGGCCAGACCCUGACGUUUGCUGCAUGUUUAACUUUAUGGAUAUGAGGAACGGGGGAUUCAGGGAAUGUUUUAAGAGCGGCAGUUUACUGGUCCCUACUACAGAGGAGAACGUUGUAGAGAGGUCACUGAAGAUAUUGGAGCAGUGGAGACUAAAAGCUGCCCUUCACUCUACGAACGCGGUGUUUAUUGAAUUGGGGAACGAUUUUACUUACUCACUAAAGGAAGACGCACACUUGAUGUACGACAACUACAAGCCGAUAAUGAACUACAUAAACAGUCAGCCUGAUUUGAACAGCAAGGUAAGCUGGGGUGUGCUGAGUGAGUAUUUUGAACACGUGAGAGAACACGGUACACAGAAACUAGCUGCACUGUCUGGCGACUUCUUCACAUACUCCGACAGACAAGCAGACUACUGGAGUGGUUAUUACACUUCACGACCCUUUUACAAAAACUUGGACCGAGUGUUGGAGUCAGCCCUGAGGAGGACGGAGAUACUGUUUUCCUUUUACCGCUCAGAUCUGAGAAAAGGAGCGUUUGUGAUGGCUAGAAACACGUUGUCCUUGUUCCAACACCACGAUGGUAUUACUGGCACUGCCAAGACGCACGUUGUCAAUGACUACGGGGCAAGAUAA
Messenger RNA from Bolinopsis microptera, 1537 nucleotides. Its product is annotated as alpha-mannosidase 2x-like. Gene Ontology annotation, biological process: N-glycan processing; protein deglycosylation; mannose metabolic process. Gene Ontology annotation, cellular component: Golgi membrane. The transcript has 18 exons. NCBI's taxonomy places the organism in Eukaryota, Metazoa, Ctenophora, Tentaculata, Lobata, Bolinopsidae. The record is from RefSeq and is a predicted model, not a curated record. Gene Ontology annotation, molecular function: alpha-mannosidase activity. Bases 29 to 1537 code for a protein of 502 amino acids.